ACAUACAUACAUACAUACAUACACGCACGCACACAAAAAAAACAGGGAGACAACAGAAUCCAAUGAACAAUUAUUUGAAUGAAAUAAAAUAUUGAAUAUAAUUAAAUUUCACUUGAAUCUAUCGAUGAAUAUUUUAUCAGUGUUCACUUGAUUUGUGUUGUUACUAAGGAGACAAUGAAUUAAGUCAUUAACUCAUGGAAUUAAAUAUGACAACUCCUAAAAUGUAUACUGAUAUGAAUAUAGGGAAUCAAACAAUGAAUAAUAAUAAUAAUAAUAAUACUACAAAUGUUACAUCAUUACUUGUUCGUGAACGUUUAAAAAAUUGUGUAUUAAAUAAACGUAAAAGUAAAGAACAAGGAAUUCAUUCAAAUGAGACAAUAUUGUUGAAUAUGGGUAUUAGUCAACAACAACAACAACCACAAACACAACCACCCCCACCACCACAGCAGCAACAACAACAACAAGGUGAUCAUAUCCUUGAUAAAGAUUUAAUACAAAUGAAUCAAGAACAAUCUGUUAGUAAUAAUUGUUUAAUCAAUGAUCAUUUGAAUGGUAAAUCUAUACCACUUAGUAACCAAAACAGUACUCAUAGUAACAAUAAUAAUAAUAAUAAUAAUAAUAAUAGUAAUAAUACUAAUGAUAGUAGUUGUAUUACACCAUUAACAAUAGAUGUUGAAAAUCUUUCAUCCCAUAAUCAAACAAUCACUAUGACAUCUUUACCAAUCAAUAUGAAGAAAUCUAAUAUAUUACAUCAUCAAAUGCAACAUUCUUAUUCAAAUCAUGAAACGGAUAUACAUUAUAUGGAUUUUCAAAAUUUACAUACAUCUGACAUGGAAACAAGUAAUUGUGAAAAACAUAUUGAACAACAUGAUCAUUCUAGUCAUGAUCAUGAUCAUGAUCAUCAUCAACAUCGUCAACAACCUAAUAAAUUAAUUGAUGAAAAUCUACGUAAAACAGUAUCAGAGCCAAGUUUAAAAAUGCGUAGUGGUUCUGGUGGUGUACAAAAAUCACGUUAUAAACCAGAUCGUCGUCAUUAUUACCAUCAUCAUCAUAUUGGAAUGAAUACAGCAGCAGCAGCUGUAGCUGCAGCUGCAAUGACUGUAUCUAAUGAUCCAUUAGCAAUGAUUGGAUUAUGGCCACAAUUAACAUCAGCAUUUCAACAUACAAAUUUAAUACAAAAAACAAUGAAUAAAAAACCAUCACAAGAUCUAAAUAAUAAUAAUAGUCAUAUAUCAUCAAUAGAUUCUGAUGAACGAUUAACAAAAUCCGAUAGGAAAUCUUUAACACAAUCUAUAUCACUUAGAUCAAAUACUACUAUACAAGAUGUCAUUUUAACCGAGUUUAUAAAACAAAAUCAAUUAAUCAAUAAUCAGGAAUCAUUAGAAACUAUGAAUACAUGUUGUACUAAUUCACAAGCAAUGGAUUCAUCUCAUUCAUCAUUUGGUACUACAACUCUUAAUCCAUCGAUAUUGAAUUCAACAAUGAUGAAUGGAUUUUGUGCAAGUUUACCAAAUUUAACAGCACAAUAUCAUCGUACAUCAUCAUCAUCCUCAUCAUCAUUACAAACAAAUCAUAACAAUAAUAAUAAUAAUAAUAUAAAUAAUAAUAAUAAUAAAACAACGAAUACAACAAUACCGACAAAUACAUCUACACCGACUACACAUCAUGUAACUCAAUCAAUUUUUGAUUAUAAUGAAUUCAAUCAAAUUGAUACAACAAUGUCUGAUCUAAUCAAUGAUCAUCAAUCUAAUCCAAUUACACAAAUCAAUAAAUCAUUUUAUCAUCAUUUAUUACCAUAUUAUCGAUAUCAAUCAAUUGGUUUAAUUAGUCGAACUAGAUCAGCACCAUUAAGUUUAGCUACUAAUUCGAAUAUAACAAAUUAUCGAUCUAUACAAUUACAAAAUUUAAAUCAUGUACAUAAUUUAACUAAUUCAAUGAAUAAAUCAAUAUCUGUGACAUCAGCAGCGAAUUUAUUAGCUAUGGAAGCGGCUACAAUUAAUUAUGGGAAUCAACAAUCAAAUCAAUCAAUCAGAGAACAUAAUCAAUUCAAUGGAAUCAAUAAUAACAGUAAUAAUAACAGUAAUAAUAAUUUACAAUCAACUAUAGAUAAUGAAUUAUCAUCAAGAAGUAAAGUUGUUUUACAAUUACGUAAGAAAAUUCUAGAAAGAUCUGAAUUUUUAACAUCAGAUCGUUCAGGUGUAAACAUUUUGGAUGGUUCUAAUUCACCAAUUUCUCGAAUAAAUCAAACAACUGGAUGUGGUAAUCCAUUAUUAGAGAGAACAGCUUCAAGUCCUGUAGUUAAUAUGGCUCCAACAAUACGAUCAGAAACUGUACCUGAAGCAACAUUCACUACAGUAUUAGCAUAUGACUUGGGAAUGCUUGCUCAUCAUUGUACAUGUCAAACUGAUGCAAAUCAUCCUGAAAAUCCUCAACGAUUAAUUUCUAUUUGGCAAAGACUUCAACAAACUGGUUUGGCGGCACAGUGUCAUCAUCAACCUGGCAGACGAGCAUCUUUGAUUGAAUUGCAAUUAGUUCACAAAGAUGUGUACACAGUUUUAUUUGGCAGUAAUCCAGCAAGCAGAUGUCGGAUUGAUCCAACUCUUUUAGCCACAGUACGUUUAUGUAGGCUAGCCUGUGGCGGAGUUGGUGUAGAUUCUGAUACAGCUUGGCAUACUGCUGGACAUACAGCUCAUGCAGCGAGACUGGCAGCUGGUUGUGUUGUUGAUUUGGCAUGUCGUGUAAUGCUUGGUCAAUGUCCCAAUGGUUUUGCUUUAGUAAGACCACCCGGACACCAUGCAGAACCAGGUCAAGCUAUGGGAUUUUGUUAUUUCAACUCAGUGGCAAUUGCUGCUAAACGAGCUCAAUUCCUUGGUUCAACAGCACUAGAUACUGAAAGAAGCUCUGUAAUUUCUUCUUUAGCAACCACCUUGUUUGAUCAAUCAACUUUUCUCCCAUACACUAUGGAAUCCGCACUCAAACCACGAAUUUUAAUAGUAGACUGGGAUAUUCAUCAUGGAAACGGAACUCAAACAGUAUUUUACACAGAUCCAACUGUAUUGUACAUAUCACUUCACAGACAUGAUGAAGGGGGAUUUUUCCCCGGUACUGGAUCACCUGAAGAGAUAGGCUCUGGUCCUGGUGAGGGAUUUACCAUUAAUAUUGCUUGGCCAUCAGGAAUAGUUAUGUCUGAUGCCGAGUAUUUAGCAGCAUUUCGUUUGAUUAUUCUACCCGUCGCCUGUGAAUUUCAACCUAGUCUUGUUUUAAUUUCCGCUGGUUUCGACGCCGCUCCCGGUCAUUCAGCUAAUCUCGGUGGUUAUUCAGUAAGUCCAGCUGCUUUUGGUUGGAUGACACGUCUAUUAUCAAUUGAUCGUAUUGCUAAUUCCAAAGUAGUGUUAUCCCUAGAAGGUGGUUAUGAUAUGAACAGUCUUUGUGAUUGUACCGAAGCUUGUGUACGAGCAUUACUUAGAUCAGCAGCUGAAAUAAAUGAAAGAAAUUCAAUACCUAUCAAUGUUCCAGAUUUAAUUCCUUUAAAACAAUCCGAAUUAGAUCGAGUCCCACAUCCUUUAGCAAUACAAACUUUAUUAAAAGUUGCACAAUUACAUUCUGUCUAUUGGACAAGUUUUUCUAAUGAAAUCGAUACACAAUAUGCAUCUAUGCCAGCUAGUAGUUGGUUACCAACACUAUUUGAUCAUUCAAUUGAAAUUAAAAAUAUGAAUUUAACAAAUGAGCAGAUUUCAGUAGUAUCUACAAAUGAUACAACAAUAAAUGUGAAUAAACGUUAUUUAAAAUCUUUUAUUAAACAAACACCAUUCACUAAUGAAUUGAAUGAAAUUACAUCUGGAAAUAAUACAGAACAUAAUAAUCGAUAUUUCAAUUUUGUUAUGCGACAAGCAUCAUCAAUGGAUGAAACAAAUGAAAGUGAAAUGAAAUCAAAUUCUAUCAUAAGAAGAAGAAGAAGAUCAACCACUGGUAUUACAGGAUCUAAUAUUAAUUCUAUAUCAUCAAUAGGAGAUACAAAUGAAACUAUAACACGUAUUGCAUUAACACGUUUAGCUGAAUUACAUGUCACUUCACAACCUGAAUAA
Messenger RNA from Schistosoma bovis, 4085 nucleotides. NCBI's taxonomy places the organism in Eukaryota, Metazoa, Platyhelminthes, Trematoda, Strigeidida, Schistosomatidae. The record is from the annotation of a GenBank genome assembly.